Molecule: messenger RNA, 1014 nt
Organism: Fimicolochytrium jonesii
Lineage: Eukaryota; Fungi; Chytridiomycota; Chytridiomycetes; Spizellomycetales; Powellomycetaceae
Product: glutathione S-transferase III
Exons: 2
Coding region: 303-947 (214 amino acids)
Cellular component (GO): cytoplasm
Molecular function (GO): glutathione transferase activity; glutathione binding
Source: RefSeq, a predicted model, not a curated record
CCAGGGUCAUGUUGCCUUCCACAAAUGGUUGAGAGGGGAGAGCAGUGGAGCACCAACGUGUGGCCGACGGUCGCGUAAUUUGAAAUUGAUGACGGGCGAUGCACUCCUCCGAAAGAACUUCAAAGAAGGGACGCGUUGGGUCUCACAGGCGACGAGGAUAAAAGAGCUCCAGCAGGUCCAUCCCCUUCCCGCUCACCACUUGCAUCUCCAGUCACAGCACAGCACAGCACAGCACAGCACAGCACAGCAGCACCUGCACUCCAACCCCACUCAAAAUCAACACCACCCUCUACUCCAUCACGAUGCCCCUCAUCCUGCACGGUCCCGCCUACAGCACCUGCGCGCAACGCGUCAGCAUCGUCCUGCGCGAAAAGAACGUACCCUUCGAACUGCGCCCCGUGGACCUGUUCAAGGGCGAGCACAAGACGCCCGAGCAUCUGAAGCGCCAGCCGUUCGGGCAGGUGCCGUAUUUGGAGGACGAUGGGUUCUUUUUGUAUGAAUCCCGCGCAAUCGCCCUUUACAUCGCCAAAAAAUACGCUUCGCAAGGACCCGACCUCUACCCUACCUCUCUCCAAAAGUCCGCGCUGGUCGACCAGUGGAUCUCCCUCGAAACCGCACACUUCACUCAACACGCCUCCGUCAUCGUCUACGAGCUCAUCUUCAAAGCCCUCUUCCAGCCCGGGGCCUCCCCUGACCAGGCCAAAGUCGCAGAGCAUAAGAAGAAACUCGAGAGCGUGUUGGAUGUGUAUGAGAAGGAGCUGAGUGGGAGAGAUUAUUUGGCGGGUGGAGAGCUCAGUGUGGCGGACUUGUUUCAUUUGCCGUAUGGCGUGAAGUUGUUUGAUGCCGGCCUUGGAGGCUUGAUUGAGGGACGGCCGAAUGUGAAGAAGUGGUGGGAGAGGUUGACUGCUAGGCAGAGCUGGAAGGAUACCCUGGCGGCGGCCAAGUAGAAGAGGUGUCUUGAUCGACGCAGGCGCUUCGAGUAGGCUAGUCUAUUGCGGUCACCCCGUGAUCCGG